Messenger RNA from Wallemia mellicola CBS 633.66, 1492 nucleotides. RefSeq lists its product as hypothetical. NCBI's taxonomy places the organism in Eukaryota, Fungi, Basidiomycota, Wallemiomycetes, Wallemiales, Wallemiaceae. The transcript is spliced from 6 exons. The coding region runs from base 20 to 1399 and encodes 459 amino acids. The record is from RefSeq and is a predicted model, not a curated record.
GAAGUCGCUAUCAAAUGAAAUGAAUAAAUUGGGUGGAAUAGCUGGUAUACUUAUUUUUGUAUCAUCACUCAUCGCCUACGCUGCGGAGACUGAGCUAGCACAAGUUGUUCAGUCACGGUUGGGCUACUCGAAACCGUACUUUAUGCUAUGGCUAGCCCAUUCUAGCUUUAGUUUCUGUCUACCUUUACACUUACUUCUCUUGAAGCUUACGUCUAGCGUACCAUCCAGACUUUAUCUCAGGGGGCUAGCACUGGCAACCCGCAAUGAACUCACCCCAGACGCACCACAGCCUUCAAUUGGCGCCGGCUUUUGGGAUAUCCUCCCAUUAAAGACCAGCUUAGUUAGAAUGUUUCUUCUCACGGGUCUGGCUACCUUCGCAGCUAUCUGCUGGUGGGUAUCUGUCAAGUACACGACCGUCGCAGAUCUCACUGCUAUUUGGAAUAGCUCGGCUUUCUGGGCAUACGUAUUUGCUGUGUACAUUCUCGGAGAAAAACUUCAGAAGUCGAAACUAGGCGCCGUCCUCUUGGCAUGCUCUGGUGUCGUACUCAUUGCUUAUGGCGGUGAAAGAUCCUCCCGCGAUGACCCGCUCGAAGAUGGUGAAGUGCGGCCAAAGUUCUCGGCGGUAUUGCUCGGUGAUUUACUGGUCUUCAUUGGCAGUGUCACAUUUGCACUGUUUGAAGUCUGUCUGAAAAAGUAUGCAAGUAUCUCAGAAAAUGAUGAUGAAAAGGAUGUUCUCGAUGACCAAUCAGACGCAUUUAGCUUUGGUAGCAUAGAAUCUGAUGAUGAUGUUGAAUCACAAAAGAAGGCUAACAGCCGCGAAAAUUUCCACGACAACGAAGAAAGCGAUGAACUAUAUAACAAAAAUAUACACGAACACGAAGAUGAAAUGAAUGAUACCCACAACGCUCAACGGCCGGGUUCAAUAACCCACUCAAAUUCCGCAUCACCACUGAUCAACAACGCUGACAGCGGUAAUGUUCAUCGGAUGCAAUUUGAGAGAACUGAAAGUUCUGCUAGUAUAUCCACAUUAGCGAUACACCCUCCUUUUGGCCUGUAUCCGAACCUUGUUAGUACGACGAUAGGAUUGAUUACAUUCUUCACCCUCUGGCUUCCGAUUCCAAUUUUACAUUGGAUUGGCUGGGAGAAGUUUGAAUUACCUCCAUCGGGUGUUGCUUAUGGAUACAUCACGGCAAUGAUAGCAUUCGGUAUGAUUUUCAAUGGUGCAUUUAUAGCAUUAUGUUUCAUAUGGGGUCCUGUGAUGGCAUCCGUCGGUUCGCUCCUCACAAUCGUAUUAGUACAGAUUGUUGAUGUACUUGUAAAUCACGUACCUCUCACACUAUUCAGUGUGCUGGGAGGCUCACUUAUUAUACUAGGUUUCGUUCUACUUGUAAUCACCUAAUAGUACUUCACGCAAGUCGCAUAUAAUAAGAACUGAAUUGAUAUAUUUGAUAGUUGCAUAUAAUAUACAAGAUAGCUACUACCUUGCGAUGCG